AAGAAGAAAAAACCUGACCCCCCCAAAAACCGCAACUGCUUUCCCGGAAGUGAAGAAGCAGUGGGAGAACCGGUGCUUCAACAACCUUUCGGUUUUUGCUAGUUUUCUUUUUUUUAACUUCACAUGGCUUACCCAGGAUACGGUGGGUAUGGCAGCCCAAUGCUACCCUAUGGAGCGCCUGGAGGACCAAUGGGGGGCCACAUGCCCAGUCACAUGGGUGGACCAAUGGGAGGUACACCGCCCCGGGUUGGUGGAUAUGCCCCUUACGGGGGAGGAUAUCCCAGCACAUACGGCGUUCCAAACCCAGCUGCUAAUGACCCAAUGUGGGGUUAUUUCACAGCCAUUGCUGGCCAGGAUGGUGAGGUGGAUGCAGAGGAGCUCCAAAGAUGUCUAACUCAAGCUGGCUUCACUGGAACCUACAGCCCAUUCAGCCUGGAGACAUGCAGAAUAAUGAUUGCGAUGCUUGAUAGGGACUUCACAGGAAAGAUGGGCUUCAAUGAGUUCAAGGAGUUGUUUAUGGCUCUGAAUGGCUGGAAGCAGAACUUCAUGAUGAUUGACCGAAACAGGAGUGGGACUGUGGAGCCUCAUGAGAUGAACCAGGCAAUCAGCUCAAUGGGAUACCGCAUCAGUCCUCAGGCUCUGAACGCCAUCCUCAAGCGCUACAAUAAACGUGGACGCAUCUUCUUCGACGACUAUGUGGCCUGCUGUGUCAAACUUCGAGCUCUGACAGAGAAUUUUAAGAGGAGAGACACAAUGCAGCGAGGUUCCGUCAACUUCCAAUAUGAUGAUUUCAUCAUGUGCACUAUGGCCCUUUAAGUGCUGCUAGUGGACACAGCCAUGGGACCACACACGCUAACCAGCCAAUCCCUGUUGGAUCUCGACCCGGUUCUACCUUGGCCAGUCUUGUUUGACAAGGGAACUUACUGCCUGUAAAGUCUGUCAAAUAUUAACACCAUUGCUUAUGAAUAAAUGAACACAUGCUAUACAUCUUUAGAAAUUGUAUACAGCCAAAAAUAGUUUGAAUAUGAACUUUUGUUGACAAUUACACUUUUGUGCCAGUUUAUAUUGUGUGUUUAUAUAUAUAUAUAUAUAUAUAUGCAU
Molecule: messenger RNA, 1101 nt
Organism: Entelurus aequoreus (snake pipefish)
Lineage: Eukaryota; Metazoa; Chordata; Actinopteri; Syngnathiformes; Syngnathidae
Gene: gca
Product: grancalcin
Exons: 8
Coding region: 124-816 (230 amino acids)
Molecular function (GO): calcium ion binding
Source: RefSeq, a predicted model, not a curated record